CAUGUUUACUUUGGGUGACGCUGAACCUCUUCCAUUUUCCUCCGCCUCUGGUUGUCAAGAAGAUGGCAGCUUCCAGGCAGGCAUGAGAGGAAAUACUUCUUCGCAAAUCGAAUGAAUUUGGAUUAACGUCGCAAGAUAACAGCACAUACUUGUGUUUUUGCAUUUGCUGCAUUGGGUGAAAAGUUAUGUCUGCCCCUGGUUCAGCGGCGUCUGGGACCACGGCGUCGGUCCUACAACCGCGAUGGAAACGGGUCCUUGGCUGGUCGGGUCCCGUCCCCCGGCCUCGUCACGGACACAGAGCCGUUGCUAUAAAGGAGCUUAUGGUUGUUUUCGGCGGUGGAAACGAAGGAAUUGUGGAUGAGCUACAUGUAUACAACACCGCAACAAACCAGUGGUUUAUCCCAGCGGUUCGUGGUGAUAUUCCCCCUGGUUGUGCUGCAUAUGGUUUUGUAUGUGAUGGCACACGGUUGCUGGUAUUUGGUGGGAUGGUGGAGUAUGGAAAGUACAGCAAUGACCUUUACGAGUUACAGGCCAGCAGAUGGGAAUGGAAAAAGUUGAAAGCCAAAAAUCCAAAGAACGGUCCUCCUCCUUGUCCUCGCCUUGGUCACAGCUUUUCACUGGUUGGAAACAAAUGCUAUCUGUUUGGUGGACUGGCCAAUGAUAGUGAAGAUCCAAAAAAUAACAUUCCCAGAUACCUGAAUGAUUUGUACACCCUCGAGCUUCGCCCAGGAUCCAGUGUCGUUGGAUGGGAUAUUCCAAUCACAUAUGGAGUUUUGCCUCCUCCUCGUGAGAGCCACACUGCAGUGGUAUACACAGAAAAGACUAGUAGAAAAUCUCGCUUGAUAAUCUAUGGAGGGAUGAGUGGCUGUCGUCUUGGGGAUCUGUGGACUCUUGAUAUUGAUACCCUGACAUGGAACAAACCAGGAGUUGGUGGCACAGCCCCUCUUCCACGGAGUCUCCACUCUGCCACCACAAUCACAAACAAGAUGUAUGUUUUUGGAGGGUGGGUUCCUUUGGUAAUGGAUGACGUCAAAGUGGCCACCCACGAGAAAGAGUGGAAAUGCACCAACACUCUUGCCUGCCUAAACCUCGACUCCAUGUGUUGGGAAACUGUGUUGAUGGACACGCUUGAAGACAACAUCCCGAGGGCCCGUGCCGGUCACUGUGCUGUGGCCAUUAACUCCAGACUUUAUGUGUGGAGCGGACGUGACGGUUACCGCAAAGCGUGGAACAACCAAGUCUGCUGUAAAGACCUGUGGUACCUGGAAACAGAGCGGCCGCAUGCCCCUGCCAGAGUACAGUUAGUCCGUGCCAACACGAACUCUUUGGAGGUGAGCUGGGGUGCAGUCUCCACAGCAGACACGUACCUGCUGCAACUGCAGAAGUACGAUAUUCCUGCAACUCCAGCAGCAGCCACACCAGCCAUGAGCACAGCCCCAACACAGCCGGUUAACUCUCCAAAGAGCCCCGCACCAGCUGCUGCAGCACCGUCUGCUCAAAGCUUACCACAGACAGCUGUUUUAAAAGUUGCAGCUCAACAGUCUGCAGCUGGUGCAUCAGUUGUCACAGUUCGCCCCAGCCAGCCAGGGAAAUCCCCCGUCACUGUGACAUCACUUCCUGCAGGCGUUCGAAUGGUAGUCCCUGCCCAAACCACCCAAGGAUCGCCCAUUGGAAGCAGCCCUCAAAUGAGCGGCAUGGCAGCUUUAGCCGCAGCUGCUGCUGCCACACAGAAGAUCCCACCCUCUUCUGCAGGAACCGUCCUCAAUGUUCCUGCAGGUGCCACCAUCCUCAAAACGGUUGCAGUUUCUCCUGGCACCACCACAGUGAAAGUUGCUUCCCCAGUGAUGGUGAGCAACCCGGCCACUCGGAUGUUGAAGACUGCCGCAGCCCAAGUGGGGACAGCAGCUGCAUCCUCUCCCACCACCACCAGACCCAUCAUCACUGUGCACAAGUCUGGUGCCGUCACAGUGGCUCAGCAGGCGCAGGUGGUAACCACCGUAGUGGGAGGAGUCACCAAGACCAUCACUCUGGUUAAGAGCCCCCUCACUAUGGGCGGUAGUGGCACUUUGAUCUCCAACCUCGGCAAGAUGAUGUCUGUGGUACAAACCAAGCCGGUGCAGACGUCCGCCGUCACAGGCCAGGCUUCCACCAACCCCCUCACACAGAUCAUACAGACAAAGGGGCCCCUCCCAGCUGGCACCAUUCUGAAGCUGGUGACCUCUGCAGAUGGCAAGCCGACAACAAUCAUCACGACCUCACAGGCAGGAGGCACAGGAAACAAGCCCACAAUCCUCAACAUCAGCGGCGUUUCUCCUACCACCACAAAGCAGGGCACCACUAUCAUUAAGACCAUCCCCAUGUCCGCCAUAAUGACCCAACCUGGAGCCACAGGCGUGACAAGCAGUGCUGGCAUGAAAACGCCGAUAACAAUCCUGACUACGAAGGUAAUGACCACUGGAACUCCUGGUAAGAUCAUCACUGCGGUGCCCAAACUCGCCACUGCAGCUGGCCAGCAAGGACUAACACAAGUGGUAUUGAAGGGAGCUCCUGGACAGCCUGGCACCAUUUUACGCACCGUCCCCAUGAGUACAGUGGGUGGUGUUCGACUCGUUACUCCAGUUACCGUGUCUGCAGUCAAGCCCACUGUCACCACUUUGGUGGUUAAGGGAACUACUGGAGUCACCACUCUGGGGACAGUCACUGGCACUGUGUCCACAAGCUUAGCUGGAGGCACAGUUGACAGUUCCAAUGCCUCCCUGGUGACCCCCAUCACCACACUGGGAACCAUCUCUACUCUGUCCAGCCAGGUCAUCAGCCCCUCGGCCAUAACUGUGUCGGCCGCACAGACAAGUCUGACUUCUACACUGCCCUCAUCUGCUAUCACAGUGCAGAACCAGCCAACACAGGUGACUCUGAUAACAACUCCUAGUGGGGUGGAAGCCCAGCCUGUUCAAGAUCUACCUGUAUCCAUCCUGGCUUCCCCCACCUCUGAGCAGCCCUCUUCCACUGAUGCUGCAGCUGGAGAGGGUUCCGGGACUGUCACCCUGGUCUGCUCCAACCCUCCAUGUGAGACCCACGAAACUGGGACGACCAACACAGCCACCACGUCUUCUGCUGCGAUUGGAGGACAGGUGUGUUCCAACCCUCCCUGUGAGACCCAUGAGACUGGAACCACCAACACCGCUACAACUGCAUCCUCAAACAUGUCUUCGCUGCGCGUGUGCUCCAACCCGCCAUGCGAGACUCACGAAACGGGCACGACUAAUACGGCAACCACAGCAACAUCCAAAAUGGAAGGAGUCCAGAAGGUGUGCUCCAACCCGCCGUGCGAGACCCACGUGACGGGCACCACCGAUACAGCCACCCAAGCCUCGUCCAACAUGAACGCCGCGGGGACCAGCACAGUGCAGAGCAACUCCCAGAAAGCCUGCUCCAACCCGCCGUGCGAGACCCACGUGACGGGCACCACCGAUACAGCCACCCAAGCCUCAUCCAACAUGAACGCCGCGGGGACCAGCACAGUGCAGAGCAACUCCCAGAACGCCUCCUCCAAACCCCCCUGUGAGACCCAGGAGACGGGCACGACUGAUACAGCCACCACGGCAACCUCAAACACGGAAGGGGUCCAGCAGGUGUGCUCCAACCCACCUUACGAGACACACGUGACGGGCACCACUGACACAGCCACCCAGGCUUCGUCCAGCAUGAACGCUGGGGAGACCAGCACCGUGCAGAGCAACACACAGAGCGCCUGCUCCAACCCGCCCUGUGAGACCCACGAGACGGGGACGACCAAUACUCCGUCCACAGCCACAUCCAGCAUGGGAGAAGAGCAGACCAACACAGCUGCUGGGCUGGUCCAGAGGGUCUGCUCUAACCCCCCCUGUGAAACACACGAGACCGGGACCACCAACACUGCAACCACCGCAACCUGCGGCAUGGAGACAGGCGAGGGCACAGAAGCUCAGCAGACGGUGGAGGGAGAAGAAGGUACCAGCAGCACAGAGGCAGCUUCUACCACAGCAGCAGCUGGCACUACCACCACCCAGGGCAGAGCCAUUACUACUGUCACUCAGUCCACCCCCGCCCCUGGACCUUCAGUACCCUCAAUUUCUUCAAUCACCGAGGGAGUGAGUACCGCUACCAGCUCCACUGAAGAACCCAUGCAGACAGAUGAAGCUGCGUCAGCAGAAGCUGCCCCAUCUGAGGAGGCAGCUGCUGCCAUGGAGACACAAGCAGAAGGAGAAACUGCAGCAACAACUACCUUGAACCUGCCUUCAGAGCUGAUGUCUGAGGGCCAGGGAGCCACGCUCAUGGUGACAGGGCUGUCGGAUGAAGAACUGGCUGUGACUGCUGCAGCAGAGGCCGCCGCUCAGGCAGCAGCCACCGAAGAAGCUCAGGCCCUGGCCAUUCAGGCGGUUCUACAGGCAGCUCAGCAAGCUGUCAUGAACGAGGGUGAUGCUUCUGCAGACAGCCAGCAACCAACCAGCAUCCCCAUUAUGCUUACCCAACAAGAGCUGGCAGCGCUGGUCCAACAGCAGCAGCAGCUGCAAGAAGCUCAGGCUGCAGCUCAGCAAGCCUCUGUGGACGCAAGCCUGCCCACCGAAGGCCUCGCCCCGGCCGACAGCCUCAAUGACCCCUCUGUGGAGAGCAACGGACACAACGAGAUGGCAGCAUCAGUUACCAGUGCAGUGGCUUCUCUGCUACCACGUACUACUGCUGAGACUCUUGCUCCAUCAAGCACAUUCGCCCCGUCUGCAUCAAUUGCCAGUCCAGCAAAGCUCCAGGCAGCAGCCGCUCUGGCAGAGGUUGCCAAUGGGAUAGAGGGAGAGAAACAAGCCCCCCAGCCAACUCCAGCAAAGCCGGUCGCGAAAAAGGAGAACCAGUGGUUUGAUGUGGGGAUUGUAAAAGUGACAAACAUGGUUGUCACUCACUUCUAUGUGCCAGCAGAUGAUUCUCAAGGAGAUGACGAUUCUGGUAUUAUGCCAGACUACAGCCAAAUGAAAAAAAUGGAGCUGCAGCCCGGCACGGCAUACAAGUUCCGUGUGGCUGGAAUCAACGCAUGUGGUCGCGGAGCUUUCUCUGAGAUUUCUGCUUUCAAGACAUGCCUACCAGGCUUUCCAGGAGCACCUUGCGCCAUCAAAAUCAGCAAGAGUCCAGAUGGAGCCCACUUGACCUGGGAGCCCCCCUCUGUCACGUCAGGGAAGAUCAUUGAGUAUUCGGUGUAUCUGGCCAUCCAGAGCAGCCAGACAGCUGAGGCCAAGGCCUCCUCUCCAGCCCAGCUAGCCUUCAUGCGCGUGUAUUGUGGACCCAACCCUUCUUGCUUGGUGCAGUCGUCCAGCCUGUCCAACGCUCACAUUGACUACACCACCAAGCCUGCCAUCAUCUUCCGCAUCGCCGCCCGCAAUGAGAAGGGCUACGGUCCUGCCACCCAAGUUCGAUGGCUGCAGGAAUCUGGUAAAGAUGCUGCUUCUGCGAAACCUGCCCCCAAAAGACCAGGCACCUCUCCUGAUACCAAGACUGCUGGUCCAAAGAAAGCAAGGACAGACCAGUGAGGUUUCCCAGCGAUCUCUCCCAGUCUUGUUUUUUUUUUCUUUUUCUUUUUGUUUUUUCUCCUUCCACCCAAGUCUUUUUUAUGAGAAAAAAACUGACCUUCACCCCCUUCAUUACCCUAAUCUCAUCGUCCGCGCCCCCCCCCACGUCUCAGAUCAAGGCGGCAAUGGAGGCAGGACAACCGUUUGAAGACGAGAUGAAGUCGAUCUGAGAGAUGCUUCUGUAGAUAAACCCUUUUGUCCUUCUUU
Oryzias melastigma (Indian medaka) is the source of this 5801-nucleotide messenger RNA. RefSeq names its product host cell factor C1a (gene hcfc1a). Gene Ontology annotation, molecular function: protein binding; transcription coactivator activity. Lineage: Eukaryota; Metazoa; Chordata; Actinopteri; Beloniformes; Adrianichthyidae. The record is from RefSeq and is a predicted model, not a curated record. Gene Ontology annotation, biological process: chromatin remodeling; regulation of DNA-templated transcription. Gene Ontology annotation, cellular component: histone methyltransferase complex. The transcript is spliced from 28 exons. Bases 186 to 5555 code for a protein of 1789 amino acids.